Molecule: messenger RNA, 1764 nt
Organism: Histoplasma mississippiense
Lineage: Eukaryota; Fungi; Ascomycota; Eurotiomycetes; Onygenales; Ajellomycetaceae
Exons: 6
Coding region: 1-1764 (587 amino acids)
Biological process (GO): malate metabolic process; pyruvate metabolic process
Cellular component (GO): mitochondrion
Molecular function (GO): NAD binding; malate dehydrogenase (decarboxylating) (NAD+) activity
Source: RefSeq, a predicted model, not a curated record
AUGAGUCACAACGUACCCCGUUUCCAGCAGCGCAGCUGUGUGCAUUCCUCCGCGCCGGUCAAUGUUCCUGCAGACGGCUCCUAUGACACCGCAAACCCUGGCUACAUCCGCAAAUACCUUCGAUCGUACGGUCUGACGCCUCCGCACGUGGAAAGCUAUGAGACGCAAAAGACAAGAUGCCUGAGGCAACUUGCUGUGAAAGCAACCGCCAUCGACAAGUUCCUCUACCUCAGCACUCUACGCCGGAACAACGUCCAUCUUUUCUACCGUUUGGUUGUAGACCAUCUAAAGGAACUCACCCCGCUGAUAUACACGCCCGUUGUGGGUGAAGCUUGUCAGAGAUGGUCCGAAAUAUACCAACAGCCUGAAGGAAUGUAUAUCAGUUACGAGGAUAGAGGCAAUAUUGCAGCUGUCAUCCAAAAUUGGCCCCAGCCACACGUCGAUAUAACCGUUAUCACCGAUGGCUCUAGAAUCCUUGGCUUGGGAGACCUUGGCAUCAACGGAAUGGGUAUCCCCAUUGGAAAGCUUGCCCUAUACACCGCCUGCGCUGGUAUCAGGCCGGAAGCCACUCUGCCUCUAACCCUAGAUCUGGGAACGAGCAAUAAGGCGUUGAGAGAAGAUCCUCUUUAUCUAGGUAGUCGUCGAAACAAGGUGAGCCCAGAGCAAGAAUUGGAAUUUAUGGACGAACUGAUGACCGCUCUGACUGAGAAAUGGCCUGGCGUGGUCAUUCAAUUUGAAGAUUUCAAGAACCCAUUCCCAGCUCUUGAACGGUACCGCCAUAGAUUUACCUGCUUCAAUGACGACAUCCAGGGAACCGGUGCUGUUAUCCUUGCUGGAGUCAUAAAUGCCGUAAAACAAUCUGGCAUUCCGGCUAAGGAGCACAAAGCCGUCUUCCUUGGAGCAGGAAGUGCUGGUGUUGGUGUCGCCAAGCAAAUUGUCGAUUUCUUCGUUCGCGAAGGAAUGACGGAAGCCGAGGCCAAGGCCUGUUUCUACCUCGUUGACACAAAGGGUCUCGUGACGGCGGAUCGAGGGGAUCAGCUUGCCUCGCAUAAGGUUUACUUUGCACGAACUGAUAAUCAGGGCCUGCAGUUAAAAACAUUGAGUGAGGUUGUUGAUCACGUCAAGCCCACCAUGCUCAUGGGCCUGUCGACCCUGGGAGGCGUAUUUACCCCAGAGAUCCUCAGAAGUAUGGCCUCCUUCAGCAAGCGACCCAUAAUCUUCCCCCUUUCGAACCCGUCCGCGAACUCGGAAUGCGACUUCGAAUCUGCCAUCAUACACACCGAUGGUCAGGCAUUAUUCGCCUCCGGCUCUCCCUUCCAGCCAUUUUCCUAUAAAAACUCCACCGGACAGAUAAAGACUUACUACCCAGGUCAGGGCAACAACAUGUACGUUUUCCCCGGUAUCGGUCUGGGGACCAUCCUUAGCAAAGCCGUCGAAGUCACCGACAGCAUGAUCUACGCAUCCGGCGAAGCUCUCUCCAAAACCCUUACCUCAGAGGAACUCGAACACGGCCUCCUCUACCCAGACCUCACCCGGAUCAGAGAUGUGAGCGUCAUCGUAGCACGCGGAGUCAUCCGCGCAGCGCAGGAGGCAAAGGUCGAUCGGGAAACGGGAAUUCGCGAUCUGAGCGAUGCAGACAUGGAUGCCUGGAUCCGGUCGAAGAUGUACGCACCACAUUCCGAAGUUGCGUCGUUGGAGCGCGAGGUGGGUAUCCUGCUCUCGUCGAUUGGCCGGCCGAGCUAUAAUAAUAAUAAUGGCUGGUAG